Molecule: messenger RNA, 1012 nt
Organism: Loxodonta africana (African savanna elephant)
Lineage: Eukaryota; Metazoa; Chordata; Mammalia; Proboscidea; Elephantidae
Gene: RWDD1
Product: RWD domain containing 1
Exons: 7
Coding region: 106-837 (243 amino acids)
Biological process (GO): cytoplasmic translation
Molecular function (GO): protein binding
Source: RefSeq, a predicted model, not a curated record
CCUGCGCCCGUCCGGCCGCCGCCAACUCUCCCGGCGCGCCGCGGUCCCGGCUGCAGCGCGCCGCCGCGGUGUCUGGGCGAUCGAUGGGCAGAGGCGAGGGUCACGAUGACAGAUUACAGCGAGGAGCAGCGCAACGAGCUGGAAGCUCUGGAGUCCAUCUACCCUGACUCCUUCACAGUAUUAUCAGAAACUCCCCCCAGCUUCACCAUUACAGUGACAUCUGAGGCAGGAGAAAAUGAUGAAACUGUCCAGACUACGCUCAAGUUUACAUAUAGUGAAAAAUACCCAGAUGAUGCUCCCCUUUAUGAAAUAUUCUCCCAGGAAAAUCUAACAGAUAGUGAUGUCUCAGACAUUUUAAAAUUAUUAGCAUUACAGGCAGAAGAAAACCUUGGUAUGGUGAUGAUCUUUACUUUAGUGUCAGCUGUGCAAGAAAAAUUAAAUGAAAUAGUAGAUCAAAUAAAAACUAGAAGAGAGGAAGAAAAGAAACAAAAAGAAAAAGAAGCGGAGGAAGCUGAAAAGCAACUGUUUCAUGGCACUCCUGUUACGAUUGAGAAUUUCUUAAGUUGGAAGGCCAAGUUUGAUGCAGAACUCUUGGAAAUUAAAAAGAAACGAAUGAAAGAAGAUGAACAAGCAGGAAAAAAUAAAUUAAGUGGGAAACAGCUAUUUGAAACAGAUCAUAACCUUGACACAUCUGAUAUACAGUUCUUGGAGGAUGCUGGAAAUAACGUGGAAGUAGAUGAGUCUUUGUUCCAGGAAAUGGAUGACUUGGAGCUGGAGGAUGAUGAGGAUGACCCAGAUUACAAUCCUGCUGACCCGGAGAGUGACUCAGCCGACUAAUGGACUGUCCCCAUCUGCAGAGAGGCGUGACUGCCACAGCAUCUGUGGCUAUGCUCAGAGGGUUUUGAUUUUCCUUUCUGUUUUUUCUAAGAAAAAAUAAUUUCCAGGAGAAUAUUCUUCUGAUAACUUUCAUCAUUGAACUUAAUAAACUGACCUUAAAAUUUCAAAUAUAAAA